UGUCUGCAGCUAGACAACUAUAUCCAGGAGAACAUCAAGAUGGAGAUGGUGCAUAUCCAAGACCAUGCAGUCCACAACCAGACAGCUACCAUGCUGGAGAUCGGAACCAACCUGUUGACUCAGACUGCAGAACAGACCCGCAAGUUAAACAUUGUCGAGGCUAAGGUAAUGGCUACAUCUGAGUUAUAUGUUAUCAUAAUCUCAAAGAUGCUUCUUAAAUUAGAUGUUCCAUAAAACUAAUUAACAACAAGGAUAUUCAUGAAGCAAAAAAUUAUACUCUACAAAAAUACAGUUGAAGUCGGAAGUUCACAUACACCUUAGCCAAAUACAUUCAAACUCAGUUUUUCACAAUUCCUGACAUUUAAUCCUAAUAAAAAGUCCCUGUUUUAGGUCAGUUAGGAUCAUCACUUUAUUUUAAGAAUAUGAAAUGUCAGAAUAAUAGUAGAGAGAAAGAUUUAUUUAUUUAUUUCAUCACAUUCCCAGUGGGUCAGAAGUUUACAUACACUCAAUUAGUAUUUGGUAGCAUUGCCUUUAAAAAAUUUUACUUGGGUCAAACGUUUCGGGUAUCCUUCCACAAGCUUCCCACAAUAAGUUGGAUGAAUUCAGUUCUGCCCACAAAUGUUCUAUAGGAUUGAGGUCAGGGCUUUGUGAUGGCCACUCCAAUACCUUGACUUUGUUGUCCUUAAGCCAUUUUGCCACAACUUUGGAAGUAUGCUUGUGGUCAUUGUCCAUUUGGAAGACCCAUUUGCGACCAAGCUUUAACUUCCUGACGGAUGUCUUGAGAUGUUGCUUUAAUAUAUCCACAUAAUUUUCCUUCCUCAUGAUGCCAUCUAUUUUGUGAAAUGCACCAGUCCCUCUUGCAGCAAAGCACCCCCACAGCAUGAUGCUGCCACCCCAGUGCUUCACGGUUGGGAUGGUGUUCUUCGGCUUGCAAGCAACCCCCUUUUUCCUCCAAACAUAACGAUGGUCAUUAUGGCCAAACAGUUCUAUUUUUGUUUCAUCAGACCAGAGGACAUUUCUCCAAAAAGUACGAUCUUUGUCCCCAUGUGCAGUUGCAAACCGUAGUCUGUCUUUUUUAUGGAAGUUUUGGAGCAGUGGCUUCUGCCUUGCUGAGCGGCGUUUCAGGUUAUUUAUUUAUUUAAAAUAUUUAUUUCACCUUUAUUUAACCAGGUAAGCCAGUUGAGAACAAGUUCUCAUUUACAACUGCGACCUGGCCAAGAUAAAGCAAAGCAGUGCGAUAAAAACAACAACACAGAGUUACAUAUGGGGUAAAACAAAACAUAAAGUCAAAAAUACAACAGAAAAUAUAUAUACAGUGUGUGCAAAUGUAGCAAGUUAUGUAGGUAAGGCAAUAAAUAGGCCAUAGUGCAAAAUUAUUACAAUUACUAUUAACACUGGAAUGAUAGAUGUGCAAGAGAUGAUAUGCAAAUAGAGAUACUGGGGUGCAAAUGAGCAAAAUAAAUAACAAUAUGGGGAUGAGGUAGUUGGGUGGGCUAAUUUCAGAUGGGCUGUGUACAGGUGCAGUGAUCGGUAAGGUGCUCUGACAACUGAUGCUUAAAUUUAGUGAGGGAGAUAAGAUUCUCCAGCUUCAGAGAUUUUUGCAGUUCGUUCCAGUCAUUGGCAGCAGAGAACUGGAAGGAAUGGCGGCCAAAGGAGGUGUUGGCUUUGGGGAUGACCAGUGAGAUAUACCUGCUGGAGCGCAUACUAUGGGUGGGUGUUGCUAUGGUGACCAAUGAGCUACGAUAAGGUGGGGAUUUGCCUAGCAGUGAUUUAUAGAUGGCCUGGAGCCAGUGGGUUUGGUGACAAAUAUGUAGUGAAGAUCCGCCAACAAAAGCGUACAGGUCACAGUGGUGGGUAGUAUAUGGGGCUUUGGUGACAAAACGGAUGGCACUGUGAUAGACUACAUCCAAUUUGCUGAGUAGAGUGUUGGAGGCUAUUUUGUAAAUGACAUCGCUGAAGUCAAGGAUCGGUAGGAUAGUCAGUUUUACGAGGGCAUGUUUGGCAGCAUGAGUGAAGGAGGCUUUGUUGCGAAAUAGGAAUCUGAUUCUAGAUUGGAGAUGCUUAAUGUGAGUCUGGAAGGAGAGUUUACAGUCUAACCAGACACCUAGGUAUUUGUAGUUGUCCACAUACUCUAGGUCAGAUCCGUAGAGAGUAGUGAUUCUAGUCGGGUGGGCGGGUGCCAGCAGCAUUCGAUUGAAGAGCAUGCGUUUAGUUUUACUUGUGUUUAAGAGCAGUUGGAGGCUAUGGAAGGAGUGUUGUAUGGCAUUGAAGCUCGUUUGGAGGUUUGUUAACACAGUGUCCAAUGAAGGGCCAGAUGUAUACAAAAUGGUAUCGUCUGCGUAGAGGUGGAUAUGAGAAUCACCAGCAGCAAGAGCGACAUCAUUGAUAUACACAGAGAAAAGAGUUGGCCCAAGAAUUGAACCCUGUGGCACCCCCAUAGAGACUGCCAUAGGUCCAGACAACAGGCCCUCCGAUUUGACACAUUGAAUUCUAUCUGAGAAGUAGUUGGUGAACCAGGCGAGGCAGUCAUUUGAGAAACCAAGGCUAUUUAGCCUGCCAAUAAGAAUGCGGUGGUUGACAGAGUCGAAAGCCUUGGCCAGGUCGAUGGAGACGGCUGCACAGUACUGUCUAUUAUCGAUCGCGGUUAUAAUAUCGUUAAGGACCUAGAGCGUGGUUGAGGUGCACCCAUGACCAGCUCGGAAACCAGAUUGCAUAGCAGAGAAGGUACGGUGUGUUUCGAAAUAGUCGGUGAUCUGUUUAUUAACUUGGCUUUCAAAAACUUUUGAAAGGUAGGGCAGGAUGGAUAUAGGUCUGUAACAGUUUGGAUCUAGAGUGUCACCCCCUUUGAAGAGGGGGAUGACCACGGCAGCUUUCCAAUCUCUGGGGAUCUAAGACGUUACGAGAGAGAGGUUGAUCAGGCUAGUAAUAGGGGUUGCGACAAUUUCGGCGGCUAAUUUUAGAAAGAAAGGGUCCAGAUUGUCUAGCCCAGAUGAUUUGUAGGGGUCCAGAUUUAGCAGCUCUUUCAGAACAUCAGCUGUCUGAAUUUGUGUGAAGGAAAAGCGGGGGCAUGGGCAAGUUGCAGCGGAGGGUGCAGAUGGUGGCCGGGGUAGUGGUAGCCAGGUGGAAAGCAUGACCAGCCGUAGCAAAAUGCUUGUGAAAUUCUCGAUUCUUGUAGAUUUAUCGGUGGUGAUAGUGUUUCCUAGCCUCAGUGCAGUGGGCAGCUGGGAGGAGGUGCUCUUAUUCUCCAUGGACUUUACAGUGUCCCAAAACUUUUUGGAGUUAGUGCUACAGGAUGCAAAUUUCUGUUUGAAAAAGCUAGCCUUUGCUUUCCUAACUGCUUGUGUAUAUUGGUUCCUAACUUCCCUGAAAAGUUGCAUAUCGCUGGGGCUAUUCGAUGCUAAUCCAGUACGCCACAGGAUGUUUUUGUGCUGGUCAAGGGCAGUCAAGUCUGAGGAGAACCAGGGGCUAUAUCUGUUCUUAUGUCGAUAUAGGACUUGUUUGACAGUGGAUAUAGAUACUUUUGUACCUGUUUCCUCCAGCAUCUUUACAAGGUCCUUUGCUGUUGUUCUGGGAUUGAUUUGCACUUUUCGCACCAAACUGCGUUCAUCUCUAGGAGACAGAACGCGUCUCUUUCCUGAGCGGUAUGACGGCUGCGUGGUCCCAUGGUGUUUAUACUUGCGUACUAUUGUUUGUACAGAUGAACGUGGUACCUUCAGGCUUUUGGAAAUUGCUCCCAAGGAUGAACCAGACUUGUGGAGGUCUACAAAAUAUUUUUCUGAGGUCUUGGCUGAUUUCUUUUGAUUUUCCCAUGAUGUCAAGCAAAGAGGCACUGAGUUUGAAGGUAGGCCUUGAAAUACAUCCACAGGUACACCUCCAAUUGACUCAAAUGAUGUCAAUUAGCCUAUCAGAAUCUUCUAAAGCCAUGACAUCAUUUUCUGGAAUUUUCCAAGCUGUUUAAAGGCACAGUCAACUUAGUGUAUGUAAACUUCUGACCCACUGGAAUUGUGAUACAGUGAAUUAUAAGUGAAAUAAUCUGUCUGUAAACAAUUGUUGGAAAAUUACUUGUGUCAUGCACAAAGUACAUGUCCUAACCGACUUGCCAAAACUAUAGUUUGUUAACAAGAAAUUUGUGGAGUGGUUCAAAAACGGGUUUUAAUGACUCCAACCUAAGUGUAUGUAAACUUCCGACUUCAACUGUAUAUCCUAAGAGAAGUUAAGUUGCUAAUAGACGUCAAUAUUUGUCUUGAAUGUUUGCUGUUUGGUUCAAAUUAUAUACACUGAACAAAAAUAUAAAUGCAACAUGUAAAGUGUUGGUCCCAUGUUUCAUGAGCUGAAAUAAAAGAUCCCAGAAAUGUUCCAUACACACAAAGAGUGUAUUUCUCUCAACUUUUGUGCACAAAUUUGUUUACAUCCCUGUUAGUAAGCAUUUCUCCUUUGCUAAAAUAAUCCAUCCACCUGACAGGUGUGGCAUAUCAAGAAGCUGAUUAAACCGUAUGAUCAAUACACAGGUGCACCUUGUGCUGGGGACAAUAAAAGGCCACUCUCAAAUGUGCAGUUUUGUCACACAAAACAAUGCCACAGAUGUCUCAAGUUUUGAGGGAGCGUGCAUUUGGCAUGCUGACUGCAGGAAUGUCCACCAGAGCUGUUGCCAGAGAAUUGAAUGUUCAUUUCUCUACCAUAAGCCACCUCCAACAUUGUUUUAGAGAAUUUGGCAGUACAUCCAACCGGUUUUCUGAUGUCAACGUUGUGAAAAGAGUGCCACAUGGUGGUGUUGGGGUCAUGGUAUGGGCAGGCAUAAGCUAUGGACAAUGAACACAAUUGCAUUUUAUCGAUGGCAAUUUGAAUGCACAAUAAUACAGUGACUCAAUUUCUUUUAAGGUAUCUGUGACCAACAUAAUGUUUGUUUUUUUGCAAAGCUGCAUAAGACUACAUCAAAUCAUUAAUGAAGAGUAUAAAAACAUAUGCAAUACAAUUACUGUUAAUGUCAUGCAUAUAAAGGCUUUAUGAAUGCUACAUAUCACCACUCUAAGUAAAGUGUUACUAUUUAUUGUCAUUAUGUGUAGGUUAUGAACCAGACAUCAAGACUUGAGAUCAAGUUGUUGGAGAACUCAUUAUCUACAAACAAACUGGAAAAGGAAUUAUUGGUACAGACUUCUAAAAUCACUAAACUGCAAGACAAGAACAGGUACAGUAUAACAUUUUGAUAUCUGCAUAAGUUUGAUAUUUUCUCAUUAAGACUUGUGGUACAGUCUCAACUAAAAUAGCUGUUACAUAUUUCUGCAGCUUUGAGCUGAAUUUUUUUGUUGUUGAAAAGACAUUUCAGUGCAAGCGCUUAAUAUAAACGACUUAGGUUUCACAACCUAAAAGUAUGAUUAUAUGAAAUACAAGCGCUCGUAAAAGACGAGCUGCUGCGAGAAACAACCAUAUUUGAAACCACAACAUUAUUCCCGUACUGAGGAAUCUUGGACAGUGCACGUUGCAGUAAAAUGUAAUGAGAAAUAAUCAAAAUAAUGCUUUAUAACUACAAUAUAAACAAAACUCUCAAAAAUAAACCCCUGGCAAAACUGUACAGUUUUCAUUGAGAAAUGCGACAGAUAGAUUUCCCAUAAAAGUUCUAGAUGUAACAGAUAGACUGAUGUCAUUUGUCUUAUAUGAGAACAUGGGGCUCACAGCUGAAUCUUGUGUUGCACUCUGUUUCUGUUACACAGCAGUCCAUAUGGGGUAUCGUAGACAAAUAUAAUGGGCCACUACAUCAUAGGGAAAUUGACUCUAUAAGGGGAUCCUUUCUCAGCUUCUUGAUCACCAUUACAACUGAACUGGUGCCCAUAAUCAACAGCAGCAGGCCACAGCAACAUAAUAAUAAUAAUAAUAAUAUAAUAUGCCAUUUAGCAGACGCUUUUAUCCAAAGCGACUUACAGUCAUGCGUGCAUACAUUUUUGUGUAUGGGUGGUCCCGGUGAUCGAACCCACUACCUUGGCGUUACAAGCGCCGUGCUCUACCAGCUGAGCUACAGAGGACCACACAACAUAAAAAUAAUUCAUUGCUCAUAAGUUUGCAUUAGGAAUAAUCAUCAUUUUCACAAUUCAUGUUGCUUUUUCAAUGGUCAUCAUGUUGAAUUGAUAAUUUAGCACAAAUGUAGUUUGGCUCUGACAUCCACUACAGUAAAGGAAUGACAUCAUACAUAUAUACGAUAUGCUGUAUAGGAUAAUGAUACAAUGGGUUAAAGUCUAUGUGCCUCAACUCAGAUCUCACUGGGCCAAUGUAAGGGUUUUGUCACUUAGUGUUGCUAUGACUAUUAUUUACAUGGUUUUUGGUAUUUACAUCGUUUUUAAAUUGUUACGGUGUAAUUACAGUGAAUGUACAAAUUGUUACAACUAUGAUAUCUGUGUGCAGUUUCAACCAAACUCAUCAUUUACCCUGCUAGGAUCUUACCCUUGUUUGAGAUCUUUUCAUAUAUGUGUAACGUCAAUGUGAUGUCUAUGUAUAAAUGUCAAGGUGCAACAGAUUUACUGAACUUUGCAUAUAGUUACAUUAUGCCUGCCCAUGUAAAUACAUUGUUUUAGCAGCACAAUUCAAGGUCAGUCGGGUUUCACUCCAACAGCAGUUGUGAAAGUUGUAAUUGAAGCAGGUUAAAUCUUUGUAAAACCACUGACAUACACUUACAUUUUACCUGUCUGUUUCAUCCACUCUUUGAGCUAAAGUUUCAGUGCUGUUCACCUAGUCCUAUGAUCACUUUGCUAUCCUCUCAUCAGGUUAAAUACAUUUGGCUUGUUUCAGUGUUUAAUCAACCAGAGUCCACAUCUAUGUUCAGCUACUACCCUACAGCAUGGGUUUAACUACUCGAUGGUUAGUGAUUUUCUGGAGUUACUUACAGUGCAGUGAAAGUCAAUUAAUUAGCUUGGUUGUCAAGAGACUACGGGGCCUUUUCAAAUACUUAUUCUUCCUUCUAUCGUUCUGGUUAUCACCUUAAAUGUGGUUAUUCUGGUAAAGCAAGGGUUCUAGCUUACUUACACCAACACUGUAGGUGAAUGAUUAAUCAAAGUAGAGCAGGUACAGUAGGGAGGUAGAAUGCUUUUUCAAAGUGCACAGCAUAUUGUUGCAAGUCAAUGCAAAUAGUCUGGGUAGUCAUGAUUAGCUGUUCAGGAGUCUUAUGGCUUGGGUGUAGAAGCUGUUAAGAAGCCUUUUUUGGACCUAGACUUGGCGCACCGGUACCGCUUGCCGUGCGGUAGCAGAGAGAACAGUCUAUGACUAGGGUGGCUGGAGUCUUUGACAAUUUUGAGGGCCUUCCUCUGACACCGCCUGGUAUAGAGGUCCUGGAUGGCAGGAAGCUUGGCCCCAGUGAUGUACUGGGCCGUACGCACUACCCUCUGUAGUGCUUUGCGGUCAGAGGCCGAGCAGUUGCCAUACCAGGCAGUGAUGCAACCAGUCAGGAUGCUCUCAAGAUAGGAAUACCACGAAAAAUACUUUUUCAACUAUCUUCUCAGUCAUUUGGAGAAUAAGGUGCACGUGUUGGAGUCGCAGCAGCGGGAUGAGCUGGAGGACAUGAGGGAGGAGAAGAAUAGGCUACAAGCAUUGGUGAGGACCCAGACGACAGCCAUCGAGGCUCUACAGAGACAGCUGAGGGUGGCCAGCACCAACAACUCAGCCCUGCAAAGGCAGCAGCAGCAGCUCAUGGAGUCGGUCCACACGCUCAUCAACAUGGUGUCUACCGGUACAGGUAGGAACACAUUCAGAAGCUCAGGUUUUGUCAAAUGCAGUUGCUUUCUGAUAAGUGCACACUCGGCUGAAGAGAUCAGAGAGUCAAACAUCCUUUUGUUAUUUUAAUUGGUUUUUCGACAGGACAGUAUGAAGUUAGGGGAACAGACAAUAAAGCUGGAAUGACGGGAAAGAAGGCCACGGGAGUAGAGUGUUAUAACUCAACCAGAUUCCGGCACUCUGUUGAAGUGUCAAUUCAAAUCCAAUACACUCCAGUGUCUAACUCCAGAUAGAUAGAAUGUUCAUAAUGUCGUUUCGACAACUGUCUACAGACAGACAGUCGAUAGACAUGCUGUGAACCAACCAUUAGUGCACACAUUGAAGACAAUGCAAAGAUCAAACAUGAUCAAACAUCAACACCUAGGUCCCUUCUGGAGAAAUAUAAUCCACUGAUGGAUCAGAGCCAGUUCCUCUCUAGAGUCACAUCUUAAGGCUGGGUUGGAGCUAAAGACGUGGCUUGUUUGUUUGAUAGGUCAACAAGAAAAUGUAAAGACUUUGGGUGGGCCACAAUGCGUACAAGUUUGGGAACCAUUGCACAUUGAUAAAUUCAGAUAAACAUUCUGGAAAAAUGGGUGCGGAGAUCAUAGGUGUUGUGCGGUCUUAAUGACAUCCAGUCAUUAAUGAUACAGAGAGAGAGAGAGGAGAUGGUUGGGAGCUGUCUUCAUUAUGUUUUUGGCUGUGUUGAGUCAAGUCUUGGAUUCACUUCACAUGCUUCAGAACCACACACUUCGAUAACUCCCAUUUGAACUUCCAAAUCGACAUCUUGCCUGAGUAGGACGUCAGCAUCUGUUUAUGGAGACAUUCCCAACUCAAAUGAGACUGCUUUCGAUUAUCGUCAUAGGAUGGAGAUAAACCACUCAGAGACAGUGGAAACACAGGAUCACUCAAAGAGAGGAAUCCAACGAACCAUACCUCAAAGGCAUAAACCUGAGAAAACAAUGCUAUGUCAAAGUGUACAUUUAUGUUUAUGAACUGUAAGUGAUACCAUUAAUGCGAUUUAUUGGAUAGGCCUAGUUUUAGUACAUAAACACUGAUAAGGUGUUGUACAUCAAAAUGUUUGUCUACCCUUUGUAGAUUUGAAACAGAACAGUUAUUUGAGGCUUUGUUUCAAAAUGUGUGUGUGUGUGUGUGCAGGGACAUUGCUGAGGGACCAGAGGUUUUGGGAUUGUGCAGAAGCCUAUAAAGCAGGACACAACAUCAGUGGAGUCUACUACAUAUUCAUUGGUAACAUGACAGAACCCACCCAGGUGAAUAAAUAGCACUGUCAUCAUCCUCACGAUCCAUACUGAGUAUACUGCAUGUUUCAAUCCAACUCUUAAGUUGUCAACUUUCUCUUGUCAAGUUUUUCCAAGCACAGCUGAUAAAUCAACGUUUUCUGAGUGGUGCCUCUAUCGUUGCUGAGUGCAACAACUAGAUUUUAGUUAUUGUUUCACCAGGUGUUUUGUGACAUGGAGACUAGUGGAGGAGGCUGGACAUUGUUCCAGCGCAGGGUCAACGGCAGUGUGGACUUCCAGAGAACAUGGAAGGAAUACAAAAUGGUGGGUACUCCUGGCAUCAUCCAUCUUUGGAAUGUACAGCUGAUGUAUGGGAUGUUACUGUACUGGAUCUGCCUGUGUUGUUAGAUUUGUUGUGCAGGUGCUGAGAAUAAUGUUCUUGUCCCAAUAAAGCCCUGUGUAAAAUGUUUUCCCAUUCAUCCAUUGGAUAGCUUGGACACCUAUUCAUCCAUUGGCAGACCAGUUCAGAUGCCAAGAGCUGAGAAAACAUCAAACAUGGACUACUUGAACUUAAAAUACAGAUGUAAGAUGACUCUUGCCCUUGUGUAAUGGUGUGAUCAUCAGAUGUUUGUCUGUAGGGUUUCGGGGACCCUGCGGGAGAGCACUGGCUUGGGAACGAGCUGGUGUUUCAGAUGACGAGUCAGACCCAGUACGCCCUGAGAGUGGAGCUGAGAGACUGGGAGGGGAACACACCCUACUCCCACUACGACAAGUUCCAACUGGCCAGUGAGAAACAACAAUAUAGGUACUCUACCUUAUGACUUCACCAUAUCCAUACUGAAAACUUAGCUCUUUCUAAAAGUAUUUUUCAUGGCUGAACACUAUUUUUAAUUGUCCUGUGCAUAGCCGUGGGAAGUAGGGGUUCUGAGGGUGCUAUAUAGUUUUCACAAAAGUAGUGCACUGGGCUUUUACUAGUAUUAGUGGACCGAUAGAACAGUAUCUUGCAGGAUUCAAUAGUUGGAAUUGUAAAUGUUGUUGCCCUGUCCCUUUCUCUGCGAUUGUCAUUCUAAUGGAAUCCAGAAAGAACAAAACCCUGUCCUCAAACACAUCAAAAGGUACAAAGUUAUGGGCAUUGACACAAAACAUCCACAUCAAAUUAAAAACAUGUAUUGAUCAAACAACAUGGGAAAAAAACACUUUUUGUGCAGUAUUAAUUUACCAUCCUUACAAACCACUUAACGUAAAUGUACGUUACUGUAUUGUACAUAGGCUGGUCAUCUAGGUUUGUACCUGUAGACUUUCCAUCACCAUGAAGAAAAACAAUGCACACUACAGUAAUUGAGUACAUUGAGACAUCAAGUGGUUUUGAUGAUGAGAUGAUGUGGCUCAGUUGGUAGAGCAUGACGCUUGCAAUGCUAGGGUUGUGGGGGUUUUUUCCCAUGGGGGACCAGUACGAAAAUGUAUGCACUCACUACUGUAAGUUGCUCUGAAUAAGAGCGUCUACUAAAAUGGAAAGGGAAUGAAUAGACCAUUUCAGUUUUCACAGAGAAAUAAGUUGCAUUUUCAAAGUACUGGAAAACAUACACUACUGGUCAAAAGUUUUAGAACACCUACUCAUUUAAGGGUUUUUCUUUAUUUUUACUAUUUUCUACCUUAUAGAAUAAUAGUGAAGACAUCAAAACUAUGAAAUAACACAUAUGGAAUCAUGUAGUAACCAAAAAAGUGUUAAACAAAUCAAAAUAUAUUUUAUAUUUGAGAUUCUUCAAAUAGCCACCCUUUGCCUUGAUGACAGCUUUGCACACUCUUGGCAUUCUCUCAACCAGCUUCAUGAGGUAGUCACCUGGAAUGCAUUUCAAUUAACAGGUGUGCCUUCUUAAAAGUUAAUUUGUAGAAUAUCUUUCCUUCUUAAUGCAUUUGAGCCAAUCAGUUGUGUUGAGACAAGGUAGGGGGGUAUACAGAAGAUAGCCCUAUUUGGUAAAAGACCAAGUCCAUAUUAUGGCAAGAACAGCUCAAAUAAGCAAAGAGAAACGACAGUCCAUCAUUACUUUAAGACAUGAAGGUCAGUCAAUACGGAUCAUUCUCAAGCUACAAAUGCUGGUAAACACUCAAAUAUAUUUGGUUGAAAUGUUUUCACAAAAGUAGUGGCUUAUGUCUUUAGUGGUCGUGUAUUAGCGGACCAAUAUAGACGUUUUUCUUCCUGCAUCCCCCCUGGAAAAAAAUCGCAGGACCCCCCACUCCCAAACUACUUCCUGCGGCUGUGGUCCUACAAGACGCAUGGUAAGGACUUGAUCCAACUGGCUGACUGGUGAAGUGGCAUGCAAAGCCUUGAAGUUUGUCUGCUUCACUUUGUUUGAGGUCAGGGGUUUGUGAUGAGGUGUGUGGUGACAAAUGCCUGAACCCCGAGUAACACUGAGUCACAAUGUCGAUGUGGUCAUUUCUUUUAUCCGACUCAAUGGACCACAACAAAUAAAGCAUGUAAGCCAGAGCUAGGCUGCCAGUAUAGAAAAAAAGUCUACAGUGUUCCCCUUUUGCUUCAACUUUCCUCACAAUAUUAUCUCAUAGCUAUUUUCUUGUAUGGAAUGAAUUCAAAAUGUGAUUUUGGCAUCAGAAAUCCAUCAGUCCCAGACAAGCUGAUUUUCCCAUCUGCAGGCUGUUCCUGUGGGGCUACAGUGGAACAGCAGGAGAGCAGAGCAGCCUGGCAGCGCAUGGCUCCAGCUUCAGCACCCGCGACGCUGACAACGACAACUGCCUGUGCAAGUGUGCCCUCAUGCUGACGGGGGGUAAGGGUUAGAACUUCUCCUCCAUGAGGGAAUUUAGGGCUUUAUGUGAUGUGACAUGCAAGCAGUAACCCCUUUUCAUACAGCUAGCUGACUUGAGGCAUGCUGCCAGUAUGACUUCUCACUCUGGCAAAUUAAUAACAUAGCUAUCGUGGCAUAAAUAUAUACACAUGUUUUUGUUUUCAGCAAAGUACGUGGGUGUCAAGAUGUCAUAACAUGCCAUCAGUUUUUUAUGACGUGUUGUGACACGUAUUAUGUUGACCUUGCAGCAGUGUUAUGACAAGAAAAACACAGUAUAAGCUCAAGUAAAGUUAAUCAUUUUCAUUGUUAAGUACCUUGGUGUCACAUAUACAAUGGGCUCUGAAAUUAUUGACACCCUUGAUAAAGAUUAGCAAAAAUUACUGUGUAUAAUAAAUAAUUCAAAUACUGAGCUAUAUUGUAUGAAAAAAAUGGGAAAUUAUAUUAUUUUAUACUAAUACAAUUCCUCAGAAAAAUAGAUUUAGUUUACCAAGCAAUAUAUUUUUUUCUCAAAAAGGUAGGGGACAAGAAUAUUGACACCCCUAUUUUCAAUACCUUUCAAUACCUCACCUGGUGAGGAUAAUGGCAGUGAGCCUUUUUCUAAAAUGUUUUAUCAUAUUGGAGAACACAUUGGGAGUGAUAUUAGACUAUUCAUCCAUACAUAAUUGUUCCAGAUCCUUGAUAUUCUUUGUCUGCGCUUAUGGACUGCCCUCUUCAAUUCAAACCACAGGUUUUCAAUGGCAUUCAAGUCCGGAGACAUAGAUGGCCAUUGCAAAAUGUUGAUUUUGUUGUCAAUUAACCAUUUCUUUGUGGAUUUUGAUGUGUGCUUGGGGUUAUUGUCUUGCUGGAAGAUCCACUUGCGGCCAAGUUUCAGCCUCCUGGCAGAGGCAACCAGGCUUUUUAAAGUUCAUGAUUCCGUUGACCUUAACAAGGGCCCAAGGAUCAGAGGAAGCAAAAUAGCCCCAUAACAUCAAAGAUCCACCACCAUAUUUUACAGUAGGUAUGGGGUUCUUUUCUGCAUAUGAUUCCUCUUUUCAACGCCAAUCCCACCACUUGUGUGCAUGGCCAAAGAACUCUAUUUUCAUGUCAUCCAACAAAUGUAAACGCCUGGAGUUUGCUAAACGGCAUUGGCACUUGGAUUGGAACCGGUGCUAUGGUAAGAUGGCAUGAAAAUAGAGCUCUUUUGGCCCAAUGUAUUCUCCAAUCUCAUAAAAAAGGUUCAGUGCCGUUAUCCUCGCCAGGUUAGUUAUUGAAAGUUAUUAUAGAAAACAGGGGUGUUAAUUUUAACCCCUACAUUUUUUGUAUAUAUAUUUUUUACUUAGUUAGCAUAAAAUAAUAUAUUUCUUAAUUUUAUUGAGAGUACAUUUCUGCUCAUCUUUAUCAAGGGUGUCAAUAAUUUCGGACCCACUGUAAAUACCUACAUACAAAAAAGAAAAAAUGUGUUUGUAUAUUAUUAUUUUGUUUGUGGUACUAUAGUAUUGGUCAAAUACUGAUUGAAAGGGUUACAGAUCAUUGUAUUUUACUCUGAGAUUCCUGAGCUUUUUGUGUAACACCCUGAUAAACCUAUUGUACUCCCUACAUCAGUUUCAAUCUGAAUGGCUUACUCUCUUCUUGACUCUCCCAACUGGGUACAUAUGUCAUUUCAAUGUCUAGUUUUGAUUUAAUUUGGGUUGAGUUGUCAACUAAAGUCAAUUCAAUGUGAAAUCAACCAAAAGGUUCACCCUGUCAUUGGAUUUAGGUUCAAAGUUGGGUGAAAAAAAUCUGAAGUUCUAAUACGUUGAUGAAUUAUUGCAAAUCCAAUCAGUUUUCCACGUUGAUUCAACAUCAUCCCAUAUAAAAAAAUAUAUAAAAAAGGACAUGGAAACAACGUUGAUUCAAUCCGUUUUUGCCUAUUGGGUCUUGACUCUAGGCACAGAGCUAAAGACAACAAGACAAGGCAUUAACGCAAUUUCUGUGAUCUUCACCAGAUACAAGCAUUCCAGCUCCUAUCUCCUAAGUGCUAUGUAAAACACAUCACGCCUCAAACCAUUCCCUCAGUCAUACAUAGUCCCCAAUCAAGUCUAUUUAUUCUACAGCUGAGGAGAGAGGGAAACUCCCAGAUAAAUAGCUUUUUAAUACUAAAACUUUGAUUGAUUAUGAAAGUUGCUUAAGUUAAUCGCUCCAGCACAGCUGGAACCCCUUUCAAAAUGUUUCAAACUGUUUGUAUAGUCAUGCAUAAUCAAACCACUUAUGGAUAGAACCUCUUGACACAUGCCAUCCAAAGCAAACAGAGGUGAAGUGAUAUUAGAUUGAUACGAGAUGAAUUUGCAGUAUCUCUCUGAGGCGCGAGUGUGGUUCUCAUAGCAAGGUCCCUGUUUGCUUUGAAAUGGAAUAAGCACCUUAUGCACAGCAGGUUAGCACACCACUACCACGAGUCAAAACACCACAUUUGCUGAGAGAGAAAGAAUUUGGUUGGAAAAGGGGGAAAAAGGGAUGAAUUGAGGCUAAUGGACUGUGUGAAAAGCUGUUCACAAGUGUCAGUUUCACUUUAAUUGCUGUUACCAUUUUGCUAACGCGAAGACAUAAUUCCCUGAGUCCAUCCUGCUAUAACCCACCCACUCUCUCUGUUCUUUAGGUUGGUGGUUUGACGCUUGUGGCUUGUCCAACCUCAACGGCAUUUACUACACCGUGGGCCACAACAUCCGCAAGCUGAACGGCAUCAAGUGGCAUCACUUUCGGGGACCGAGCUAUUCGCUUCGUUCGACAGUCAUGAUGAUCCGACCAUCCGACUUCUAAGACCGGACAUAGUCAUUUGGAGAGGAGAAGGGCUGCGAAUGGGCAAAGGGACAGCGAUUUCUCAGAGUUCCUUGCCUCCUUGUCUCCAGGACACAGACAAACAAGUGUACAUUUACGUUUUUAAUAACAAACUAUCAAUCAGUCAAUGGAUGACUGGAAGUUAUUUAGUACAAGCGAAAAUGUUGGGAGUCAGCAGAAGAGACCAGACUGAUAGUCUACAUCACCUGGCAGCUUUAUGCAGUGUAGCUCUGGCCUCAGCUCUUUUUAAUAUAUACUAUAAUGUGCCAGAUUCGCAGUCCUCUGAUGUCUUGCUUUACCCCAUUGUACUAGUGAUGUCAACAAUACACCUCUACACAGCUCCCUCACACCCUCAGUCUUUAUUCCAGAACAUUCUGAAGCUGUCAUCAUCAAGACAACAUCAAAUGAAUAUAUAGGAAUGUCUCAUACUAUUUAACAUAAACCACAGAUAAAGACACCAAGACAAGUGAAUAACAACAAGCAAAUAACUUCAGAAGAAAUGGAGGACAUUUCAGUCAGAAUGUGCCAGAAUACUUUAUGAUUGACAAGAUGUGAUAUGGACAGAUCAUACUGUGAGGCCUGCUUCUGUAAUAUUUCAACAUUCCUACUUUUUUUUUAGCAAAAUUGUAUUUGCAAACUGUAAAUGUGAGCUGAGCUUUGACUUAAUUGUUUUGCAUAACUGGAUUGUAUGUUUAAAGUUUGGGUUCAUUGCUCUGCCAUUUUGUGUGAAUCUGUUAAUAUUUCUCUAAGCUUGUUUUUUCUAUUAAGGAUAUCUCUACAGUAACACCUGAGUUAAGCGCGAGUAAAUGGAACGUAGUUCCCUUUAUAUCUACUUUUCUCUCUAUGUGCAUUCUGACCUUGAAUUUAAGCAUG
Molecule: messenger RNA, 15430 nt
Organism: Coregonus sp. 'balchen'
Lineage: Eukaryota; Metazoa; Chordata; Actinopteri; Salmoniformes; Salmonidae
Source: the annotation of a GenBank genome assembly